AUGGUUUCAUCCACAGACUUAGUUCUCACACAAAAUAUAUUCAUACUUAUACUCGUUUUGGAUGAGGUGAUAUCGACCCAGCCAUCGACCCAACUAUCGACCCAACCACCGACCCAACAUCGACCCAAACCACUGACCCCAACCACCGACCCCAACCACGACCCCAACCACCGACCCAGCCACCGACCCCAACUACCGACCCCACAACCCGACCCAGCCACCGACCCAGCCACCGACCCAACUACCGACCCAACCAUCGACCCCAAAACGGACCCAGCCACCGCACCAGCCACCGACCCCAACCACGGACCCCAACCACCGACCCCAACACCGACCCCAACCACCGACCCCAACCACCGACCCAGCCACCGACCCAGCCACCGACCCAACUACCGACCAACCAUCGACCCCAACCACCGACCCCAACCACCGACCCAACCACAGACCCCAACCACCGACCCCAACCACCGACCCCAACCACCGACCCCAACCACCGACCCAACCACAGACCCAGCCACCGACCCCAACCACCGACCCCAACCACCGACCCCAACCACCGACCCAGCCACCGACCCAGCCACCGACCCAACCACCGACCCAACCACCGACCCAGCCACCGACCCAGCCACCGACCCAACUACCGACCCAACCACCGAUCCAACCACCGACCCAGCCACCGACCCAACCACCGACCCAACUACCGACCCAACCACCGACCCAACCACCGACCCAACCACCGACCCAACCACCGACCCAGCUACCGACUCAACCACCGACCCAACCACCGACCCAGCCACCGACCCAACCACCAUCCUCCCGAAUACACGACGAAACCACAACGUUGCUACAACGUUCAAACAAGUUCUGGCACUUAAAAAAUGUCAUACCCUAAGAGAUCCUAGAGGCUCCUUGAUGUCACCACCCUUACACAAAUUGUUAGCGCAAGAGUGGAUUGAGAGAGGCUACUACAUGGUCAAAAGGAUUGCAACCUUAGCGUUGAUGGAGUAUGGAGUGGCGAUUUCAGCACCAUCUAUGGGUCUACACUGCAACUUCGAUAAGUCUCUGGUAUUGGGUGCUACGCAGACAUUACAAUCUGUUGGUGGUGACGUGGCAUCUGUGAAAGGCUCCGGUUUCCAUCCUCAGUUAGAAGAGGAGGUCGAUGAGGAUGAUUACCUCUGGUGGGUGGCGUAUCGAAAUCAAUGCCAUCUAGGUUGUGGCUAG
Molecule: messenger RNA, 1221 nt
Organism: Procambarus clarkii (red swamp crayfish)
Lineage: Eukaryota; Metazoa; Arthropoda; Malacostraca; Decapoda; Cambaridae
Source: RefSeq, a predicted model, not a curated record